AUGAACGAAAUCGCUUCCCGAUUUGCCAGCCUAACGGUCCAACAGCAGUUCACAUUCAUUCAAAAUCUGCAUCAGGCCAAUGGGCAAUUCAACACCGACGUGUUAACAAAAUAUUUGGACUUUGACGUCACCAACACAUUUUCCGAAUGGCUCACAAAUCCAGAAAAACAUCAGUUGGUAAGCUUGUUAAAACCCUUGUUUUUAUCUAUGUAUUUUCAACAAUGGAAGUGUCCGAAGUGUAGCGCUUAAAUUUUAAUGAAACAAAUGCGUGGGUAAAGUAAAAAAUGAGCGUUACACUCGAGGUACUUCCUUUUAAAAAACGUAAUUCGCGGUAAUUGCUAAUUCUUUUCAGGAGAUCAGCCAGAUUGCUAGUUACCUCUCCAAGCUGACAAUUCAGCAGCAAAAUUCUUUUAUUCAAAAUCUACAUCAAGCCAGUGGACAAGUCAACAUGGAAGUCCUCAGCAAAUACAUUGACUUUGACACCACGGAUGCCUUCAGGGAUUUUUAG
Messenger RNA from Bursaphelenchus xylophilus (pine wood nematode), 508 nucleotides. NCBI's taxonomy places the organism in Eukaryota, Metazoa, Nematoda, Chromadorea, Rhabditida, Aphelenchoididae. The record is from the annotation of a GenBank genome assembly.